UCAGUUCCACUGUGUAAGGCGGAGCUGGGGUCCUUCGCUCUCUCUUUCCGCCGGACCCUCCAUCUUGAAAGCUAGCAGGGUUAAGCUGUCGACAUGACUAACACCAGGGGCAAGAGGAGGGGCACGAGGUACAUGUUCUCCAGGCCCUUCCGCAAACAUGGGCCUGUUCCACUGUCGACUUACAUGCGUAUCUACAGAAAAGGAGAUAUUGUUGACAUCAAGGGAACGGGUACUGUCCAAAAAGGAAUGCCCCACAAGUGCUACCAUGGCAAGACUGGCAGAAUUUACAAUGUGACACAGCAUGCUGUGGGCAUCAUUGUCAACAAACAGGUUAAGGGCAAGAUCCUGGCCAAGAGGAUCAACGUGCGCAUUGAGCACGUCAAGCACUCGAAGAGCAGGGACAGCUUCCUGCAGCGGGUGAAGGAGAACGAGAGGAGGAAGAUCGAGGCCAAGGCGAAGGGCACCUGGGUGGAGCUGAAGCGUCAGCCUGCUGCUCCCCGGAAGGCGCACUUCGUGACCACCAAAAAUAACGAGCCUCAGCUGCUGGAGCCCAUCCCCUACGAGUUCAUGGCAUAAAAUGUCCUGCACGGCCAAUAAAGACAUUUUCACAAAAGG
Lepisosteus oculatus (spotted gar) is the source of this 615-nucleotide messenger RNA. It is a transcript of the gene rpl21, whose product is annotated as ribosomal protein L21. The record is from RefSeq and is a predicted model, not a curated record. Gene Ontology annotation, molecular function: structural constituent of ribosome. Gene Ontology annotation, biological process: translation. Lineage: Eukaryota; Metazoa; Chordata; Actinopteri; Semionotiformes; Lepisosteidae. Gene Ontology annotation, cellular component: ribosome; cytosolic large ribosomal subunit.